This is a messenger RNA of Durusdinium trenchii, 1509 nucleotides long. Lineage: Eukaryota; Dinophyceae; Suessiales; Symbiodiniaceae. The record is from the annotation of a GenBank genome assembly.
ACCAAAGUCAUCUGGACUGAGCGUCGGCCAUGACGCUAGCUGUGCCAGCUGUGCCCUUGCCAAGUGCAGAGGCUCUUGCGGUGUCAGGCAACGCGCAAAGUGUGCCGUUGACUUCAGGCCAGCUCCUGGGCAGUCCGCCCUUGCCUCCCCCAAGCCUUCUGGAUGGCUUUCCUGACCCUGACCGAGUGGAAGCGAGGAAGAAGGAAUACCUCAAGUCAUUGCAGGAGCAAGUUCGGCAACGAGUUCAGACGCUCACACAGAAGCACCAAGCCAAUCUGGAAUACUUGCGUGCCAAAAAUGACCAGUGCAAAAGGCAAGCCCAUGCCACUAUUGACCAGGAGCUCCUCAAGCAGGAGAUGGAGAUUGAUCGCCGGCAUGAUGAACAGCUUCUGGCCUUGCAGCAGGCAGCCAUGCGAAGAAAAUUCAAUAUCUCCAAAGAGGCUGGAGAGUUAACCUUGCAGUACCAGACCAAGGAGACACAGGAAAAGCUGCAGAUGCUUGAUUACGAGCUGCACAGAAAAUACUUUGAUGUGGCUUCGGGUCAGAUCGAUUGGAGACAGCAGGUCGAUGCGACCCGAAGCUCUUUGCCUGAUCCUCCCGGUCCUCCCCCAGCUGAAAAGCCACCAUUGUUGUCUCCUGGGACGCUUUUCUUGGCAGUGCAGGCCGCUUACAACCUGACUAACACGGACACUGGGCUUUUGGGAGACGUCUCCGACCCCUACGUUGUGGUGCGACUGGGUGGGCAGGAAUUCACCACCCCGGUGAUCAGCAACAACUUGAACCCUGUAUGGGAGGCUGACAACAGGUUCACUUUGACGGUGACAGAGGAGGAUAAAUUGCUCGAGCUGGAGGUGAAGAAUUCGAAUCAUUUCCGAGACGACAGCCUGGGAAGAACAAGCCUGGAUUUCCGAUCGCUGACCCCAAACGCUUGGCACAGCCACAAAGAUCUCUUGAAAGAUGGAGACAAAGGGGAGCUGGAAUACGCUGUGCAUUUCAAGCCAGCAGCAGCAUCUUCAUUGAAAGAGUAAUCCGUAAUAAGGAGUGGACUUAGUCGAGAGGCAGAAUGUGAGAUUGAAGCUCAGCUUGCAAAGACCAAGCAUUCGGACAGAGUGGCCUGGAUGUUUCGGAAGCGGACCUGUUCCGAGUUUGAAACGUGUAUAUAUAUGUGCUUUUUUGGACCCAAAUCAUCCGAUUGGAAGACGGGUUGCGGAUUUGACAGGAUUUGGUGUUCCUCGAGGUUCGGUUCCUGAACGCACGGAGUGGCAAAGACUGCCGGCGACGCAAAUGCAUCGUGAUGACCCGUGUACCUAGGUGCUGAAAGAAUAUUAAGCGAGGUGACCCGUUGGUCAGGAAAUUCAAGCCAAUGACAUGAAUUUCCCCCCUUUGGUUGACCCAGUGGCCCUUAAAGGCCAUGUGGAGCGCAAAGACCGCACCAGUCAUUUGAGACAUUUGAGAUGCUGAAAUCGUUGAGUGGCUUCAUGCGUUUGCAAGAGAUCAGAUUUGAAGUUG